AUGCCGUCGGUGGUGCAUUGCCUUGAGGAGCUUGAACACAUCUACGACAAACACAACCUCAAGCUCAAGACCAAUGCCUGCAUCACCCUCUCUUCUCCCAAAUCUUCCGAUUAUGCUUUUCCCUCCAACGGCCAAGAUUUAGAUGCUUUCAUCACUUCUGGCACAUGGAUAGUGGGAGCGAACCGGUUACGUCUUCAUGUUGAGCUUCUCUUUGAUGAUAUAGUAGUAUCAGGCUCUAGUUUGUACCAAGCUACCGAGAAUAUUGGGGCUGUGAUUUGCAACGCGGAGCUCUGGUCACAGCUCUGCCUUGACGCUUCUCUUACUAUAAAUGAUUCGAAUAAACUUUUCAUCUCCUUGUCAGCUCAGUCAUCUAGCGAUGCAGAUAUCCGACCCCCGAAAUGUAUCCCAUCUGCGUACCUAGAUUCCAUCCGCAUGACGUUCCAUUUCUCCACCUGCAGACGGACUAGGGAUGCUUCGAGGGCUCACGUUACCGUGUCUGGAAGUGGUAUUCAACACACUUCCGCGUCUACAAACCCUAUCCAUGAACACCUUGACCGCCGCUACAACUCUCCGUUAUCAUCACCGGGAGGGACCCAAGGCGUUCUUGGCACCCUAACGUACGGGCAUGCUCCGUGGAUUUCGGGCUCUUCAUCGGUCGGCACCUCGCCAGUGAGCUCUCAAGGCAGUGUCUCAUCCAAUAUGCACAGUACAUCUUCCCUCGACACUCUAACGACAUGCCAUAGGUACGCCAUUCAGGAAGUCAAAUUUGAGAUCCUGGUCCAAUUGAUGGAUUCUUCGCUACGGAGAAUGAUGAGUGACUACAGACCGGUCAGACCCGGAGGUAUUAUCGUUUCAAGCGAUGCUGGCUGCCCGAAACUUGCUGCCAUAUCCCCUGCUUUGUUCAGCCCCGGUUAUGUCAAGGCGGUUUCGCAGCGUACCGGGUUACUUCCCACGAUAGCACGUACUGUGUGUCGGAUGUAUCGCCGCACAAACUCCAGCUGCUUAAGACACAAGCUUAGGCGAUUACAAGAAUUGUCACUUAGUAGCUAUGUGGAUCAUGGCUCAACCGAAGACUCCGACUCAAGUAGCGCCAUAUUCUCAUCUGUUGUUGAAGCGCGGCUAUGGUUUUUGACGCGGAGCAAGCUGAUUGAUGCUUUGGCUUGCAGGAGCUUGAAGUCAUUGAGCACUUCCGGUACAACGGAUUUUGGAUUGCACGAAAUGCUAGAUGAAUCAUUGGACGAUGCGGGAGAUGUAAUGCUGGACGGGGGUGAGGUCCCAAUCUUCGACGCAUAUGGCGAUGCAAUGGAGCUUGAUGAGGCCAAUCAUUUGGACCUAUUUCGGGAGCACUCUCUAGGUGGGAUUGACGACGAGGAAGAGGAACACUUGGACGACGACCUUCUCUGGAAACAUUCCCGGGAUGAGGUUGUAUUUGACGGGGUGGAAACCCUGGACAACAAUACCGCCUCUUAUGUGCAUGAUGACUCCAAUGCCAAGCUCUGCGGGGCAUUUGCAUUCGGAUCUGGGGACGAUGUGGUAUGCUGA
Letharia columbiana is the source of this 1542-nucleotide messenger RNA. RefSeq lists its product as uncharacterized. The record is from RefSeq and is a predicted model, not a curated record. NCBI's taxonomy places the organism in Eukaryota, Fungi, Ascomycota, Lecanoromycetes, Lecanorales, Parmeliaceae. Bases 1 to 1542 code for a protein of 513 amino acids. The transcript is spliced from 3 exons.